This is a messenger RNA of Bactrocera oleae (olive fruit fly), 3466 nucleotides long. RefSeq lists its product as uncharacterized. Lineage: Eukaryota; Metazoa; Arthropoda; Insecta; Diptera; Tephritidae. The record is from RefSeq and is a predicted model, not a curated record.
GUGGCGAGCAUGUGUGGUGAGCGCGCUUACAUUGCUGCAGCGAUUAUACUGAGCAACAUCGAAACAUCGCACAAAGCAUAGAAAUAGGCGCUUAUACAUUGCAGCAGUAGCAGCAGCAUUGGCAGGAGCAGCUGUCGUCAAUAUUGGGUUCGCAGGAUACGUAAGCCGUUUGGUCUGAUGAGUACUGGCGUUGCUGUUCGUGCGUUGUGGUCGUAGUCGUCGCCGUCGUUCGAAGUCGUUGUAGUCGCUGUCGGUGUCGUUGAUAAUUUGCUGUGCUGUGCUGUGCUGCGCCGCUGCUGUUGUGGAUUUUGUUGGAAUUAAAGAAAUUUGUGUUUUUUCUUUCCUUUCUCGCAACAACUUUUCCAUUAUUUUUUGUGCGUUUCCAUAAAAUACUUCGGUAACAGUUUUUCAUGGUAGUUGGAAUUCGCUGAAAAUCGCAAUGAAAGCAAGUUGAAGAUUUUUUUUGUGAAAAUCGUGCAAAAAAGAAAAAGAAAAAAAUUGUGCAAUUUGCGGAAAUCGUGAAAAUUACAUGUGAAAUGUGCGCAAAGCAAAUGCGAAAAUGAAAUGUAAUCGUGUAUGGGAAUGUGAGAAAAAUUAUGUAUGAUAAUUCUGCGCUUAUAUGUUGGCAGAAAAUAUACGUGAAAGCUGCAAAGUUGUUGCGGAAAUGUGUAACUGAUCUAUGGUUUUGUGUUACGCUGCCCAAAAACGACGAUUUUACAGUGAAGAACGUCCGUUAAGUGCAAACCCUUCUAAAUUGGCUACAAUUCCCAACUCGAAACAGAUUCUACAUAUAUAUUUGCAGCAGCGUUAACACGAUACCUCCCAUCCGUCGUCUACUACUAAUAAUAACUACAUUCAAACAUACAAGGUAUAAAUAUACUUAUAUAUAUUUAAGCGCCAGUUGUUUUUUGGACAUCUGGCAUAAAGGAGCACAUCGAUUUAAGGGCGCCACUUUAACGUCCAACCAAGUGUCAACAUAAACAUCAAAUUGGCGGUUGGUGUGUUAUUUUUCGGUAUUUUUAAAUACAUCAUAAUUUCGCACAAGAUCCGGUGAUGUGGGACAACCCCCGCAACGGGAAAUGCAACAAACCCAACGUUAUAUACCGUCUGUAUCUGAUUUAUAUGGGACGGACGAGAUAGAACUCCUACUGGACGAAAUACGCGAAUUAGAACCGGUCUGCUGUCAGCUGGACGAUGAACAGGAUUUUGAAAUAGCUGGCAGCAGAGCCGGUGAGCUGUCACUAUCCUUAGAAUCGCCGCUGGGCACGUGCACGUCGUGGGACUCGCACGCCAAUUAUAAACAGCGCAGCGGCCAAACGCCACUGCCAUGGGGUGUAGCCCUACACUGUGAUCCGCAACACUUGAAAACGCCUACAGGGAUUGUGCGUAUUCUCUUGGUGUUAUCGUCAGCCGCUUGUCUAGCCUGCGAAUGCUCCGCCGGCACGGUACAAGUCGGCCUCUUUUUACUGCCACUCAUCGGACGCUUGAGAUUAAUGGUCUUCUGUGCGAUCUUCUCCCUACUAAUCACCUGUCUGAUGUUAUUUCUAGACAUUUCACAUAUAGCACUCAUGUUCCCAUUCAAUUGGACUAAAGUUAAUACAUGGAUGUACCUGAGCAUUGGUUUGAUAUUAAUUUUGAGCUCGACAUUGGUCAUGCAUAUGGUGCUCUAUGCUGAGGAAUACGUUUUGGUCAACAAGCACACCAAAGAUACACUGUUCACUUCAGCGUUUAUCGGUUACAUUUGUGCCAUUGAAUCGUUUAUAUUGUCCGGCAUUGCCUCAUGGCCAUGGACGCAAUAUUAUCGUCAGGUGCCCGACGAUGGCAGCGAAAUGUAUAUCGAAGAUCGUGAAAUGACACCAAUGAGUCCAAUCGAGAGUACUGAUGUGCCGAAUACACACCAUCAAACACAAUAUAACAAUCGAAAUAAUAGCACUGCACACAGCGAAUCAAAUCACAAUAAUCAGCAACAGCAACAACAACAACAAUACAAUCGAAUAUCAUCGUCGUCGUCCUAUAAUCAAAAGCCUUAUAUACCUGCCAAACGACCCAAUGAAUUGAUUAACCAAAGACCAACACUGGGUCACACCCAAACAACCAGGAAACCAAAUACUCGUUACCGUGAAGGCUAUCAUUAUCAACCAGUUGCGUCAACGUCCCGCCAGAGUCCCACAUUCGUCCUAGGCGAUGACAUUGGGGCCGGUCCAUCCACAUCCCGAUCCAAUGAUAAUUCUAGUGCGUGAUAGUUUUUAUUCCUCAUAAUAAUGUAAUAAAUUUAAAAUAAAAUACAUAAAAUAAUAAUAAAAAACAAUUAAGACAAAAAAAAUUUGCAAAAAAAAUUACAACAAAAGAAACAAAGAAAGCGUACACAAUAAAACAUUGUCAUUGAACGAAAAUUCGCAAAACAUAUUAACAAUUAGUUGUUGGAGAGAGAUAGAGAGAGAGAGAGAGAUAGAGAUAGAAAGAGAGAGUAAGCGAGAUGAAACAAAACAAUAAGAAAAGCAAAAAAGAAAUAUAUCUGCGGGUAUGAAAAAUGAGUAAAAAAAAUAAUUAAGCAGCUGAAUUUUGUUUCAGCAACGAAUACUGAAGAAAAAAUCUAUUUAAACAAAAUGCAUUUGGUAAUUGUAACGAAUUGUUUAUAGCUGAACAAAAACAAAAACAUAAAUAAAUAAAGAAAAAUUUAAAUGAAACCAAAGUGAAAAAGGCAAACAACAGCAACAAUAAUAAAUACAUAAAUAAUAGUUUUAAAUGUGUGUGUGUAAAACAGAGUUUAACGAAUUACGAAACAAACAAAAUAAGAAAAUGGUAAAAACACUAAGAAUUCAAUGAAUUUAAACACUGCAAUAACGGAGACGAAGAAGCAUGGCGACAAAGAAUCAUUAAAAUUACAUUGUAAACGUAGGUAACGAUCAAACAUAUGUAUUUAUGUAUGUAUGUUAGGUACUAAUAUAAUUAUAAAAUAAAAAUUAAAAAUCCAAAAGUAAUAAUAGUAAUUAAAUAUCGAAUAACCAAUUGGUUUGGUGGCAAAAACGUUGGCAGCGCCAAAUAAAGCGUCCAGUAGUGUUUAGAAAUCAUCAUUUUGAAAGGGACUCAGAUUUUUGUGAGUCCCAUGAUGUCGAGAAACUACGAAAUUGUUGAACAAAAUACAUUUGUCUGCAUUUUCUGCUAUAGUUAAAAUGCAAGUUUGUAAAGUAAAAGUAAGCAUUUAGCCUUUACUAGUUUGCUCUUCAAGUGAUUUUACUUCUAUUUCACGUUUACGUAUUUAAUUUGCUGAAAAGUUAAUUUUAAAUUGUAAGAAAUAUGUUUUUUGAAUUUUUUUUCAUAUUUUGUUUUUUCAUAUACACUUUUAAAAAUUAUUUGUAAUAUAAUAUUAAUUAUUUUUAUAGCAAUUUUUUAAGUUUUAUAUAUUACAUUUAACAUUUUCUACUUUUCCUAAUAAUUUGCCUGUAAUCACAAAACUUUCUGAGAG